This is a messenger RNA of Mercenaria mercenaria, 1923 nucleotides long. Its product is annotated as E3 ubiquitin/ISG15 ligase TRIM25-like. NCBI's taxonomy places the organism in Eukaryota, Metazoa, Mollusca, Bivalvia, Venerida, Veneridae. The record is from RefSeq and is a predicted model, not a curated record. The transcript is spliced from 2 exons. Gene Ontology annotation, cellular component: nucleoplasm; chromatin. Gene Ontology annotation, molecular function: zinc ion binding; ubiquitin protein ligase activity. Gene Ontology annotation, biological process: positive regulation of DNA-templated transcription; proteasome-mediated ubiquitin-dependent protein catabolic process; protein polyubiquitination. The coding region runs from base 814 to 1719 and encodes 301 amino acids.
UCCUGUCAUUCAAGAAGGAAGUUAUGCUUUAUAAAGUGAUAAAAUGGCGACUAAAGAAAACAUAGACGCGUCAGAUGAAAUAAUAACAGUAAAGUGUUGUGUAUGCACCAAGAAAAACAUAACAAGAGAUGCUGAAAAGUAUUGUGUAGAAUGUAAGGAUUAUUACUGUAUACCAUGUACAGACUCGCACAAAAUGUUUCCUGCUAUGAGUGGUCACCAGAUCUUGGAUAAAGCUGACUUCAGCUCCCAUGGUUUACAGGUAGCUGAGCUGCCAAGUUACCCUACAGAGAGAUGUUCUACACACAAGGCAAAAUUACUGGACAUGUUCUGUGCCAACCAUAAUGAAGUUGUUUGUGCUAGCUGUGUAGCUAUACAUCACAGAGCAUGCCAAGAGAUACGAUCAAUUCCAGAGGACAAUGAAAAUUUGUACAGGGAAUCAAGUUUAAGAGAAACUAAAACAAUAGUGAACGCCAUGAAGAAAACCAUGGAGGAUAUAAAGAAGUCAAAAGAGCAACUAUUAAGAGAGCUGAAGAAACACAAGAAUAAGGCAACUGAUUCAAUUAGGAAAUUCAGGAAGGAAAUGGAAGCUGUGCUUGAGAAACUUGAAAAGGAAUCCAUAAAGGAGGUUGAAGCAGAGUAUGAAAAAAUGAAAGUAUAUUACACAAACAAAUCAAGGAAGCAGAGGAAUUCAAUGUGAACCUUGUACAAUACUACAAGAAACUGGAGAGUUCUGCUGGAAAUAAAGCGCAGGAGUUUGUCUGUGUUAAACAGACUGAGAAAACUAUUCGUAAAGCUGAAAAAGCUGAACAAAUUAUGAGAAAAGAACCAGAUGUGGAAAUAGGAUUUCAACCUGAUGUAAAAAUAAAUUCUUUUCUAAAACAAUUACAGACGCUCGGUAAGAUCUCAAUUACAAGUACAAAACUCAAACUAAAAACAACAUUGUACACAAAGAGAGCAGAGAAUGAAAUUAAUGUGAAAUUGACAACAGACAGAUGUCGCUGCUAUAUUUCUGGUUCCUGUUUCAUUUCAGAUGGCAGCCUACUACUGGCAGACUCCAACAACAAUAGACUGAAACAUGUAAAUAUUUCCACAGCUACUGUUAAGGAUCAUCUAGAUCUUGAUGCUGUACCAAAUGUUGUCUGUCAGAUCAGUGAUGAUGAAGCUGCAGUCAGUCUUAGUAACAACACCAUCCAGUUUGUAUCACUGGUUGAUAAGAUGGCUACCACAAGGCAACUGAAACUGCAUCAUACCUGUUUUGGUCUGGCCUACAUGAAUGGCAGACUGUUUAUAUCUGAUUUUUGUUCCGCAGUUUAUAUUCAUGAUAUGACUGGUACCAUGCUCCACAAAAUCACAGCAGACAGAUCAGGCAAUGAAAUGUUUAGCUCCAGCAGACAUAUCAGUCUCAGCACUAACAGAGACAGGGUGUAUAUAGCUGAUGAGGAUAAAGGUGUGAUCACACUAGACACACAGGGAAAUUAUGUAUCAACAUUUACAGAUCCUGAUGUAGUUUACUCUUGGUCAGUAUGCACUGAUGGAAGAGGAAACAUAUUUAUCAGUUCAGCUGAAUCAGACAUUGUCCAGAUAAGUGAGGAAACUAACAGGAAGUUAGGUGUACUCACAGAUAUGAUGGAAUCUUUAUCUGCUUCAUUUGACCCACAGCAGAACAACCUUGCUCUAACUUUUAUCAGUGAUACUGUAAAAAUCUUUCAACUAGAAUAAUUUAAUCAUAUCAUCUCUUCUGAACAAUGAGUGUUCUGCAGAUUAAAUUUGUUCCAUUUUAUAUCUUACUAACAUACAUCAAACUGUCUUGCAACAUCUAUGCAUAAUGUAUCUUAAACGAAGGUAUAACAGUAUGCUAUUUACCUUAUCCGUAUUAUAGUUAGUUGGAUAAAUAAAACACAAAUCUAAUUGGUCAACUACUAA